This is a messenger RNA of Sorex fumeus (smoky shrew), 1040 nucleotides long. RefSeq names its product carbonyl reductase 3 (gene CBR3). Bases 182 to 1015 code for a protein of 277 amino acids. The record is from RefSeq and is a predicted model, not a curated record. Gene Ontology annotation, molecular function: carbonyl reductase (NADPH) activity. The transcript has 3 exons. NCBI's taxonomy places the organism in Eukaryota, Metazoa, Chordata, Mammalia, Eulipotyphla, Soricidae.
UCCUCGGAGGGGAGGGACCGAGGCCCGGAGCCUCCUUCUCUUAAGUCUCAGCCCCCGGGAGCCAGAGAACCCGAUUCCGAGCGGCCGCAGCCCCCGGGGACGGGCGUCCAGUGCAAGCGCGCGAGCCGGACACUCACUCGGCCGCUGGGCUCCGCGCCCCCCACGCCCCCCGCGCCCGACGAUGUCUUCCUACAGCCGCGUGGCGCUGGUGACGGGCGCCAACAAGGGCAUCGGCUUCGCCAUCGCGCGCGAGCUGUGCCGGCAGUUCUCCGGGGACGUGGUGCUCACGGCUCGGGACGAGGCCCGGGGCCAGGCGGCCGUGCAGCAGCUGCAGGCCGAGGGCCUGAGCCCGCGCUUCCACCAACUGGACAUCAACGACCUGCAGAGCAUCCGCGCGCUGCGCGACUUCCUGCGCAAAGAGUACGGGGGACUCAACGUGCUGGUCAACAACGCGGGCAUCGCCUUCAAGACCAAUGAUCCAACACCCUUCGACAUCCAGGCAGAGAAGACACUGAAGACCAACUUCUUUGCCACCCGGAAUGUUUGUACCGAGUUACUGCCCAUCAUGAAACCGCAUGGCCGGGUGGUGAACAUCAGCAGCCUGCAGGGUUCCCGCGCCCUGGAGCACUGCAGUGAGGAGCUGCAGGAGAGAUUCCGCAGUGACACCCUCACUGAGGACGACCUGGUGGACCUCAUGAAGAAGUUUGUGGAAGAUGCCAGGAACGAGGUGCAUGAGCGGGAGGGCUGGCCCAGCUCGGCAUACGGGGUGUCCAAGCUGGGGGUCACAGUGCUCUCGCGGAUCCUGGCCCGGUGUCUGGAGGAGAAGAGGAGUGGUGACCGCAUCCUGCUCAACGCCUGCUGCCCUGGCUGGGUGAAGACGGACAUGGCCGGUGAGCAGGGCACCAGGACCGUGGAGGAGGGGGCCGAGACCCCCGUCUACUUGGCCCUCCUGCCUCCGGAUGCCACCGGGCCACACGGCCAGCUGGUCCGGGACAGAGUCGUGCAGACCUGGUGAAAGGGCCCGGGGCUGAAUAAACAUG